Messenger RNA from Fusarium odoratissimum NRRL 54006, 1901 nucleotides. RefSeq names its product ubiquitin-conjugating enzyme E2 G1. Gene Ontology annotation, cellular component: endoplasmic reticulum; cytosol. The record is from RefSeq and is a predicted model, not a curated record. NCBI's taxonomy places the organism in Eukaryota, Fungi, Ascomycota, Sordariomycetes, Hypocreales, Nectriaceae. The transcript has 2 exons. The coding region runs from base 176 to 706 and encodes 176 amino acids.
CCCACCAUCCGCCGCCACCAGGAUAUCCUACCUGGGUACCUAGUAAUGGAUCACACCUCUGCGGACUGAUCUUGCAUAGACAUAUACAAUCUCACCAGCUUCUACUGACACACUUCAAUCCUUUUUCCAAGUGCCAAGCUAGAACCCUCAUAAGCGCCUCGUCCACAAAGACAUCAUGGCCGCUAGUUCUGCUCCAGCAGCUUCGUUGCUCAAGCGACAACUCAAAGAGAUGCAGGCUGGCAAGGAUAUUCCAGGCAUCUCAUGCGGCCUCGUAAACGAUAACAACAUCUUUGAGUGGGAGGUGAUGCUCAUGAUUAGCGAUGACUGCAAAUACUACGGCGGAGGCAACUUCCGGGCUCGUCUAUCCUUUCCGUCGAGUUACCCUCACAUGCCACCUUCACUCACAUUUCAAGACCCCAUUCCUUUCCAUCCGAAUAUCUACGAAAACGGCAAGCUCUGCAUUUCUAUCCUCCAUCCUCCCGAGGAAGACGAGUAUGGUUACGAAGCAGCCUCUGAACGCUGGAGCCCUGUCCAGACACCCGAAACUAUUCUUCUCAGCACCAUCAGCCUUUUCCACAGCCCCAACGACGAGAGCCCUGCCAAUGUGGAGGCUGCACGUAUGUUCCGCGAGGAGAGGGAGGGCAAGAACAAGGACUUCCGGAGACGCUGCAGAAAGUGUGUGAGGGAGAGCUUGGGAGAGGAUUAGAUGCAGGGCUAUUCUCUAUAUAUGUGGCUAUCAUGGGAGUGCGAAGGAUAUGUGGGUUGGCGUUAGGUGGUUGGGAACGCCUUGCGAACGAUCACCAGCGUUCAAGUGGUGUCAUGGAGCCUUGGGCGUAUUUUAUAUCAGUGUUGAACCAUCAGUGAAAUAGUGACCCUUCCUAUCGUUGCACAGGAACAUUACGAUGGUGUUUGGUCGUUAAUUUCCUUCUUGAGUUGCAAUAUCUAAAUGCUCUCUUCACCAACAAGCCCAAUGACUUUGCCAACUACGCGGUCCCAUUCCUGAUCCCACCUCAGAGAGCCUUCACUAACUGCACCCUUCUUCAAACGAGCCAACUCCUCUUGUCCAGAAAAGCUCAGAAGUCUCGCGAGAAUCUCCGACAAUUCUGAUGAAGUUUCGAAACCACAGCCAUUUUGACCUUCCUUGACAAGCUCGCUGAAGCUCUCAAAAGCCGAGUAUGCUGCGACAGGGAGACCAGCACCAAACAUGUCCACCACCUUCAUGGGAAGAUCAACGCCCGAGCUGGACUUGUGCAGCGAGAUACCAAGGUCUGCCGAAGCAAGAAGUGAAGCAUAGUCCCUCGUGGAAAGCCACGCUGUUAUGAUACGAACGCCAGGCAGUUUACCCCCCUCCUGAAGUGUCUUGAUUUUUUCAAGAUAGAGUUCUUUUUGCGGACCCUUACCAGUAAUUAUAGCUAGGAUGGGCGAGGCCUCGGCAGAACUGGCAUAGGAGACGAGAGCAUCCAGGAGCAGACCAAAGUCCUCGUCUGGCGUCCAGGAAGUGCUACUCACGAUGAGCCGUACUGCUCCAUCGACAAUAUCCUUGGCAAUGUCUUUAGUCUCUGCAAGUCGAGACAAAAAGGCCAGACGUUUUGCAGUAGAGAGAAUAGGUUGGAACACCUGAGCAGGUCGGUCAUGAAGUGUGAGGACAGAACGCUUCAGGCUGAAAGGCUUCUCCUUGAGCUGGCGGGCCAUAGCAUCGGUGACAGAAAGGUUGAUAUCUCCUAGAUAGCGUCCGAAACCGGUUUCAUACCAACGGUACACAGGAACCAAUGGCUUAACAUACCACUUCCCUUGCGCCAGAAUGGUGUAGCCAUAAUUAUGCCAGUCCACUACAAGCUUACUGCCUCGUAGGAAGGAAACCAAGAGUGCAACAUGAAAAGUUGGAAUUGAGGGAGGGUUCU